Andrographis paniculata is the source of this 654-nucleotide messenger RNA. Its product is annotated as secreted RxLR effector protein 161-like. The transcript has a single exon. NCBI's taxonomy places the organism in Eukaryota, Viridiplantae, Streptophyta, Magnoliopsida, Lamiales, Acanthaceae. Bases 1 to 654 code for a protein of 217 amino acids. The record is from RefSeq and is a predicted model, not a curated record.
AUGAUUGAGAAAUUUGGCCUUCGUGAUUCAAAGGUUUUUCGGACUCCUUUAGGACAACAGGAUAAGCUAUCCAAGGAUGAUGAUGGGAAGAUUGUUGAUCAGAAACUGUACAGAAGUAUAAUCGGGAGUUUGUUGUAUCUGACUGCUAGUCGCCCAGAUAUUUCUUUCAGUGUUGGCAUAUGUGCAAGGUUCCACUCAGCUCCUAAGGAAUCUCAUCUGAAGGCUGCAAAGAGAAUUCUCAUAUAUGUCAAAGGAACAGCUGAACUUGGGCUGUGGUACUCGAACAGAUCCAGUCUUGAUCUUAUUGGAUUCACAGACUCAGAUUGGGCUGGAUGUUGCGAUGAUAGGAAAAGCACAACUGGUGGAUGUUUCUACAUCGGGGACAAUAUUGUGAGUUGGAGUUCGAAGAAACAAAAUUCAAUUGCACUAUCCACUGCUGAGGCUGAGUACAUUGCUGCAGGGAGCUGUUGUGCUCAAUUGUUGUGGAUUCGACAGAUGCUGCAUGAUUAUGGUAUUGUUCAAGAUUCAUUCACUCUAUUCUGUGACAACACAAGUGCUAUUAAUAUCUUCAAGAAUCCAGUUCAGCAUGGGAGGACAAAGCAUAUCAACAUUCGAUAUCAUUUCAUUCGAGACUUGGUAGAAAAUGGGGUGUGA